Nerophis lumbriciformis (worm pipefish) is the source of this 1913-nucleotide messenger RNA. RefSeq names its product fibrinogen-like 1 (gene fgl1). Gene Ontology annotation, biological process: platelet aggregation; fibrinolysis; blood coagulation, common pathway. Lineage: Eukaryota; Metazoa; Chordata; Actinopteri; Syngnathiformes; Syngnathidae. The record is from RefSeq and is a predicted model, not a curated record. Gene Ontology annotation, molecular function: protein-macromolecule adaptor activity; extracellular matrix structural constituent. Gene Ontology annotation, cellular component: fibrinogen complex.
UCCGCUUCUGUGGUUCAGAAUUUUUGGUUCAGACGCUAAGAAGAGGAUGGCUGAUUUACUAGGACUGCUGGUCUCACGUCUGACGGUCAUUGCAGUUUGCUUUCAUUCCUUCUGUGCAUUAGACCAAUGCAACGAGGAAGUGACUCGUCUGAGGGAGCAAGAGAAGCUUCUAGAAAGUCGGCUUCGUGAGCAAGAACUCCUCCAGAGCAGACUGCGACUGUUCAACCAAGCCGGCAACGAGCCAAAUACCGGAGUGGACCAGAAUCUCCAAGCGCAGCACCAAGACUGCUCUCAGAUCUACACUUCUGGCCUCAAGUCCAGUGGGUACUACAACAUCCACCCUCAUGGCUCCACUGCUGCAGUCAGGGUGUUCUGUGAUAUGAGUGAUGGAGGCGGUUGGACGGUGGUGCAAAGACGCAUCAACGGAGCAGAGAAUUUUACCAGAUCAUGGGUGGAAUAUAAAAGUGGUUUUGGAAACAUGGCCGCAGACCUUGGAGAGUUUUGGCUUGGUAAUGACAACCUGCAUGACAUCACUGCACACGGUAAUUACACACUGAGAAUUCAUUUGGAAGACUUUGACGGUACCCAACGUCACGCUGAGUAUAGGAACUUUAAAGUGGCAGAUGAAAAGGAUUUCUACCGACUCACCUUUGGAGCGUAUAGUGGCACGGCGGGAGACGCUCUGUCUGGGAACUACCAGGUUGACGUGUCUAAGUGGGCCAGUCAUCAGGGAGUUCCAUUCAGCACAUAUGACAAGGACAAUGACAACUACCGAGGCAACUGUGCACAAGAAGAUAAAGGAGGCUGGUGGUUCAAUAAGUGCCACUCAGCCCAUCUGAAUGGCCAGUACUACCAUGGUGGGUACUACAGUGGGCUGACUGACGAUGGCGUGGUUUGGUACACCUGGCGAGGAUGGUGGUACUCUCUGAAAACCAGCAUCAUGAAACUUCGACCUGGCAACUUCAAAAUCAACCCCCUGGACGACCCCAAUGUUGUUCAUAAGGAUUAGAUCCUAAAACUGCUGGUUUUUAGGCAGAAAAGCUCUGCACUAUAAAAAAUAACCCAAAAACUACAUUAGAGUACAGUGGUACCUCGGUUUUUGUUAGCUAUCCGUUCCAAAAGACGAAUCAAACUUUCCCAUUAGAAAUAAUGUAAAUCCAAUCAAGUCAUUCCAGACAGCCAAAAUUAUGAACACAAAUCAGGUUUAGUUGUGAACAAUUACAGUUUUACAUGCAGAAAACAAUGUGAAAUACAAAUAAAUGAUGAAUGAAAUGUAUUCAUAAACAAUAUUUACAUUUCACUUUUAUCUUUAUUGAAAACUCUUGUUGGCAAAGAAUUUGUACUUUGCUUCAAGUUCUUUCUUGAACUCAAUAGUGUUUCUCACCUUCUUUAUUAAAGUGCCGGCACAUACAACUUUCUUUGGUCCCAAGGUGGAUUAUUUUGAAGUCGCAAUUACUUAAAAAAGCUCAGAAACAAUGUCACUUAUGGGUGGAUUCUUUAAGUUCAUGAUACGCAGGCAAACUAGUUUGUUACAUCCCAUGUUUGGUUGUAUGAUAGCCUAGAUGGCGUACGAAAACCAGAGCAAAAUUUGGAGGAAAAUUUUGGUUGGAAGCCGUAUCAUCAAUGUUGGGUUAGUUACUGAAAACCAGUAACUAGUUACAGUUACUAGUUACUUUAUUUCAAAAGUAACUCAGUUACUAACUCAGUUACUUAAACCAAAAAGUAAUGCGUUAUUGUGAAAAGUAACUAUUUAAUUACUUAUAUAUAUUUUUUAAUUUUUUAAAGGCCCCAUUUAAUGCCCUUUUAGCCUUCAUUUCAAUAUUGUUAUUGCACUGGAGAAUAAUACAAUCUGUUGAUCAACUUGACAUGCAUUUGAAUCACUGAACUCUGCUAAGCAAUGUGGUCUACAUACA